AUGGGCAUCCCGAUGACCCAGUUCAGCAAUUUCAACAUGCAGUUCCAUGGGUUAAUCCCUGGGAAGAAAGCCAAAUCACUCGGCCAGAUCGCCCUCGACGUCGUAUUCGGCGAGAAGAAGAACUUCCGAAAAGAACGGCUGACUUUUGAGAUGUCAAGGCCAAAAGGUGUGAUCACCAUCACAGGCAAUCAGAAGGUUAACGAAGAAUGCCUCCAGAAGGGCUCCCAGAUUGCUGACGAGAAGAUGGCGAUGGCCGAGCUGGAUGAAUACAACAAGGCGGUGGAUUCAAGCGAACUAUUGCAGUCCAAGAAGCCGACUGUGGAAUCCGCUUUCCAGUCGGCAUGA
This is a messenger RNA of Aegilops tauschii subsp. strangulata, 345 nucleotides long. RefSeq lists its product as uncharacterized. The record is from RefSeq and is a predicted model, not a curated record. NCBI's taxonomy places the organism in Eukaryota, Viridiplantae, Streptophyta, Magnoliopsida, Poales, Poaceae.